CGGAACUCCACCCAGUCGGAACCGCUCGCGCUCACACCGUACGCCAGGUGCUCGCCGUCCUCCGAGAACGCGUAACCUGGCACAGGAACGACGGAAGAGAAGUGACGACACAAAGCACACACGGUCAUUUGUUCAAGGGAGAAACUCGGCGCGUGCACCUUUAACUCAACCUGGAAUUACAGUGUACCGCGUGCUGAGCCUUUAAACUCCACCCCCAUGACGUCACGUGUAUUUGGCAGGACAAGAAAGAGGUAGGAAGGAGUGAGGGAGUGACGGAGUGAGGCGGUAAACGGGGUGUCUGUCCGUGAUGGAGGCUGUACAGAGGAUGACGGUGACAGCGACGGCGGCGUGGCGGAGGAUCCGCUGCUCUCGCGCAUCCGCGUGAAACCCAGUGUCAGUCAGAGAGAGAGCGCGCGCGUGAGAGGCGUGAACAUGGCCGCGGUGCUGUGCGGUGGUGGUGGAGGAGGAGGAGGAGGAGGAUGCGGGAGCGCGUGCUUGCAGGUGCUCCUGUUCGGCUCGACCGCGCUCGUGAUCCUGGCGGAGAGAACCGCGCUGAUCUGCUGCUUUGCCUUCUACCUGUGGAAGGAGCAGUUGUUGUGGGCGGGGCUGACCUUUGCCCUGUUGUUGCCGGGGGCGAUCGUGCAGGUGCUGAGCUUUAUGUGGUACCGGGCAGAUGGAGAGCAGCGAACAUGUCACCUGCUCAUCAUACACACACUCCACCUGGGCAUCUUCAAAAGGUUGUGGGACUGCAGCGUGUGUGUGUGGCGUGCUCAGUCUCAGGCUCAGCAGGUGAUGCAGCAGGUGGACGUGGCGGCGUUGCGUUUGCUCGACGUUCUGCUCCUCACCCUUCCUCAGGCGCUCACACACACGUACGUCCUCACGGCAGCCGAGUUCAGCCUCACGUCACCAGUUGCGCUGUGUAGCGGUGUGUGUGUGCUGUCCCUGUCCUGGGCGUUGGUGUUGUACAGUCGGGCGUGUUGUCUGGCGCGGCCCGGUCACCUGCUCAUGCUCCCCGCUGCCCUGCUGUGCCAGCUGUUGUGGAGGGCGGGGCUACUGAGCGCACGCUUCGCCAGCCUCGCCCUCUUCGCCCGCUCCUUCGGAUGCUGGGUCAUCGGCGUCGUGGGUUGCCAUUGGCUGAUCGCAGCGUUGUGGUUGGUCUCUCAGCAGACCGAUAUCUGCGUGGGACAGUGCGCUUGGCGUGGGUUCAACCUCGUGCUGGGGGGCGUGCACGUCUUCCUGUUCCUGAACGUGAAGGACGGACCGUCUCGGUACCGCAUGGCCGGCUUUUACACGGUGAUGCUACUGGAGAAUGCCACGCUCGUCCUGGCUGCCUCCGACAUCCUCACCGAGGCAUCAUGGGAGAGCCUGACUGUCCCCACUGCUGUCCUGUGUAGUUUCCUGCUGGGUCUGACGUUUCUGCUGGUAUACUAUCGUUUCCUGCACCCGAAGUCCACAGAGAUCUCCCACACUCUGCAUCACGGAGCUCAGGCGGGCAGCGCGUGUCUUGAUCAGGGUGACUCGUCUUUCUCCCUGGCUGACAAGAGCCUCACUCUUCCCUCUCUCCGUCCUCCGAUCUCCUCCUCCCAUCCCUCCUUCUCGCUGCUGGAGCACCCGGGGAGCUGCGGGGCGAAGGCGGGCGCCGAGUGCCGCCACCACCACUGGCUCCUCGUGCGUCUGGCGCUGAAAACCGGAGACCCGAGCAAGAUCGAGCGGGCGUUCGGCGGCGGAGGAGCGACGGGCAUCGUGAGCGAAGAGCAGGAAGACGACACGGGAGAGAAAGGAGGAAGAGGAGGAGACGGGUUGGACGUCAAGGACGAAGACGACACGCUGGCGCCGCUGUCCGACUGCAAGGACGAGUUCGAGAGCGUGAGCGAGGCGAGGGAAGACGAGGCCGACGACGAGGCGGAUGGGGACGCGAGUGCGGAAAUGGACAGCGUGGACUCGGAGUGGAAGCGCAGCUCACCCGAGGGGAAGUCCGUGUUCGGAGACAGCCCCGAACCCGAUUACUGCCCCACCGAGUCCAGCUCCACGCUGUACUUCAGCGCCGACCCACAAUCCCCAAGCAGCGCCAGCGACCCCCGUCCGGAAGUUUCCGGACAUCACCUGACAGGCCCACGCCGGCACCUCAUCCUCUCCGCACGAGGCCUAGAGGACGACACGGGUUUCUGACCAGGUUCAAACGUGGACCGAGCCGAGUUUGUUUAAACGAAUCACACAGGAAACGCACUCGGUCGGACUCCGUGUCAACCAGACUUCACUGUGUAGCUGAAGCGUGAGGGCGGCCAUCUCGGAUGGCCGGAAUCUUCUUUUUAACUCCGUUUAAGCUCCGCCCCUCAAACUUUGUCCGCUUAUGUCAUUUGGAGUUGCGCUGGUGUUGCUGGAAAAGAUUUCAGUGAGACUUUGGAUUACUUGUUAGCUACAUUAGCUGUGCAGCUUCCUUGCAAAACUAAGGAUACAUGUCUUAGCUGAUUGACCGGGAUAUAUCCGUUUAUAUAUUCGCACAAAAAACAGCCGCAAAUCAGACGUCUUCUCUUCUCAGUGAUGGCGGGGCGGGGGGGGGGGGCGGAAUUGCAUUU
This is a messenger RNA of Ictalurus furcatus (blue catfish), 2576 nucleotides long. RefSeq names its product XK related 5a (gene xkr5a). Bases 433 to 2169 code for a protein of 578 amino acids. The record is from RefSeq and is a predicted model, not a curated record. NCBI's taxonomy places the organism in Eukaryota, Metazoa, Chordata, Actinopteri, Siluriformes, Ictaluridae. Gene Ontology annotation, biological process: phosphatidylserine exposure on apoptotic cell surface; engulfment of apoptotic cell; apoptotic process involved in development. The transcript is spliced from 8 exons. Gene Ontology annotation, cellular component: plasma membrane.